UUAUUGGUACUUACAUGCAUUCCUGUCGCCAUCUACCACGAACAUGAGAAUUCAAUGAUGGUUUUACUGCAUUAUCAAAAGUAUACAACUGUCAACGUGUGUAAAUUGAGCUGAUUUGAAGUUUUAAUCAGUUUGGAUAGAAUAACAAUGAUGACACGCAUAAUGUGCGAAAGCGAGAUGAUGUGCUAUGACCAGAUAUUAAGAAGAGAUUAAUAUAUAAGAAUUAGAAUAUAAAAUAAAUAGAAUACAUGUGUAAGUUCGUACAGAAUUGCUGAUCAAGGAUGAUAGACCCACCAGGAUGGAAUUCCAAGAAGGACGAGAGUAUCUACAAAGCCGCAGGGGCGAUGCACCUGCGGAAAUAUGGGGAGUUCUUCGAGAACUUGGUAGAAAAAUCUUGGGGAUGCGACUCUACAUUGGAGUACGUCGUGGAGGGUCCCGUGAGGCUAGUAUACAAGUCAACGGAGGACAUCAGCAUCAUCUCCUUGGUGGAGAUGGAGAACAAAGUUCUGUCCAAGUUGCUGGCGGCAGUGGCUGGUACGUGCAGGGAAAUCAGAUUGCUGAAGGUAGAGGCUGCUGGAUUUUACGCAAAGCUCUUUGCACAUGGGGAGAGAUGUAUGGAUAACGACCUCACUGGUGUGACUAAGCUACUGUCUGAUCUCCAGGAUCUGUCCAUUUUUGCCAACAGAAUGUCAACUGUCGUGUACUUGACUACGCAGCAGUUGGCGAGUCUAUCGGGCAGUGUCCAUGAUAUCUAUCUGCCAGCCUUGAUAGAGGGUUUCGUGGACUUGUUUGUCAUUCUUGUGACUCUCGACGAGAUUGUCGACGCGCAACCUACGAUAGUGGACCAAUGGAAGAAAUAUAGAAUGCAUGUACGUUCCAUGAUGCACGAUCCUGUGCAGUUUGGAGUCACUGAGAUGAAGCUGGAAACGUUUGAUCAUCUCUUAAAGGAGCUACAGGAGAAGCUACUGCGGCAGAACAUGUUCCUGAAGGCGAUCGAGCAUGUGAUGGAGGUGAACAAAGGUCCACUCAUGAAUGAGCAAAUCGUCAGCUACCUGAAGAACACGAUAACGGACGUGGAGAGCAAGUCUAACGAUCACGCCGCGUUAAAUAAGAACUGGAUAAGAGUCAACGUCGGUAUCGUCAUUGCGAUCAAGCUAUUCGGCUCUUGCGACAAGAAGCUCGUCAAAAGAGUGUUAGAGGCGAACAGGAAGUUCUACGCGGUCACGUUGAUAGGGAACGUCGUGUGGGUGCCUAGCAAGUUUCUCAGCGACGUCGUACCGAAGGAGACCGGCAACGCGGUGAGCCCGCAGGUGGGCGAGAAAAUCCUGCAAACGAGAACCCAGAGAUUACCGGUCACGGUAAAUAAUCUGAUACAUAGGGCAACUACUUGGUGCGUGGAAAUGCAAAGCAUCCUGACGAGGAUCAAUCUCCAAGUAUCGGACAUAGGCCAAAAGCGCACUUUACUCAGCGACUUGUUGACUCUGUUGUCUCAGAUGAAGGAGACUGUCUCGUUCCUGACGAAUCUUCACGCCUCCCUCUCGAAGCCGAUGAGUCGGAACACGGUACAGCUGAUCUGCAGGCUUGUCGAGCUGCAGAAGUCCUUGCAGAUGACGUUCCACGCACUUGGACCGGUCGUGGUGCAGUCGCAGGGGCAGGUAUUGCAAUACAUAGCUUAUUAUGUGCUGGCUUUGCUGGAGACGGCGCGCAAGGGUCUCGUACAGAAAGACAAGGGCUACAGCAGAGAACGACUCGACGCUCUGUCUUUGAUAGGCCUGAGUAUGCGGCUGAUGGGUGGACCUGCGAGCGCAGAUCGCAGGCUGAUAAUACGCUGUGCGCUCGCCUGUGCCAACCAGCUGACCGACACGUUCCGCGAAGAGGACGUGGUGAAGCUAAGGUACCUGCUGGACAGCUACGACUCCGUGGCCGAGCUGUACGAGUUCGUCGACGACCUCUGCGACUACUCGUUAUUACUGCAUCAUCAGAACAUGUUGCCGGCGUACUUCACCUCGAUCGUCGACGGCAACUCCAGCGUUUACCACCUCGCUCACCUGUUUGCCGCCUUCAACAGCGCUGUGGAGUCAAACGAGUUGAGGGAUAAACGAAUCGUGGAGCUCAGAGAGGGUUUGGUGAAGAAUGUGCUGAAGCCAGCCUGCCAUGAGAUCGAAACCAGUCUUCGGCUGCAUGUACACGCGCAUCUCAAGCUCGAUUCCACGAAUCCCUUCAACGUCGGCGUCAAGGACAGUGGCAGAGUAGUGCGAGCACCUCCAUUGCCCUUGGCCGAGAAUAUGGUCUGCACGAAGAGGUUUGUCGAGCACUACUUAGACGAUAUGUUUUACAAUCUAACGACGGUGGCUUUGCACGAUUGGAGGACCUAUCGGACAAUGCAUGCAUUGGCCAGCUAUAAAAUGGGUCUGGAUACUGUCCAGGAUCAUCUGCCGACACAGACUUUGGAACAGGGUCUAGAUGCUCUGGAGAUUAUGCGCAACAUCCACGUGUUUGUUUCCAGGUACCUAUAUAAUCUGAACACACAGACGUUUGUAGAGCACAGUAGCGGUAACAAGCACCUGAAUACCAUCGGCAUUAGACACAUCGCCAACUCGAUCCGCACCCACGGCACCGGCAUCAUGAGCACCACAGUGAAUUUCGUCUACCAGUUCCUGCGCGUCAAGCUGCACACCUUCUCCCAGUUUCUCUUCGACGAGCAUAUCAAGUCGCGAUUGAUGCGCGACAUCAGGUUCGUGCGAGCGCAACGGGAAGCCGGCGCCACGCCGUACACGUACGAACGAGCGGAGAAGUUCCAGAAAGGCAUUCGGAAGCUGGGCAUGACCGCCGACGGGCUGAGCUACUUGGAUCAGUUUCGGCAGCUGAUUACGCAAAUUGGCAACGCGUUGGGCUACGUGCGGCUGAUUCGUUCCGGUGGCCUUCACGCCAGCUCAAACGCGGUGUCCUUUUUGCCGGAUAUCGAGAGAACGGUGCCGUUCGAGUCGUUGUGUCGCGGGCUGAAUUACAGCGCGAUCACGCAGGCCGCAGCCGGACGACUGGAAGCCGACAUCGCCGACCUGGUGCGUAACUUCACCGAGGGCAUCCAAUACUUCAAGCUACUGGUGGACGUAUUCGCCUCGGCGUUCCGCGACGCCAAGUCUUAUCACCUGCAACAAUUCUAUGCGAUCGUGCCGCCGUUGACGCUCAGUUUCGUCGACAAUUCCGUCUCCAAUAAGGAGAAGAUAUUCAAGAAGAAUCAACAUGGCGCGGCCUUUACCGACGAUGGUUUCGCCAUGGGUAUCGCCUAUAUCAACGCACUGCUGGACCAGAGUGCAGAGUUGGACGGAUUGCACUGGUUCAAGACAGUGGAGCAGCAUAUUACUCAGGAGAAGCACGCCGCCGAGAGCAAGGACGAUCACGGCGACGAGAAACUUCAACAAACCAGAGCGCUUACGCUGAAACGCUUAGCCGAGAGGAACGCCGAGUUCCAGCUAUUAUACUAUAGCCUCUCCGGCGCCAGAGUGUUCUUCAAGCAGCCCGACACGUAGCGUAAGAGGAUCGGUUGGCUUUUUUAUUGCGAUGAAAAGUACUUUGUGCUCUCAAUCUCGUUAGUCCAUCGAUUUCUCGAUUGAAGGGAAGUUGGACACAAACCACAAAGUUUAAACAAAUAUACAUAUGAAAGCAUUUUUCUUCUUUGAGGCUCCUGGUUCCGUGGGAUCCUGGAUUGAUGAUGUCAACGAGAAAACGCGCAUUAUCAAUAGUCUUAAAAAUUAACGUAACAAAAUUGUGAAAAAAUAGGUUAAGGAAAAGGUUACAUGUUACGUUAAUUUUUAUAUUAUUAACUGUCGAGAAAAAGGAUAAUUUUCGGAGCGUUUUGCAAGUAUGCUUAAACGAUCUGAAGUGUUCUUUCAUAGAAGUAUCUUUUAAUUUGAAAAUGGCACACAAGAUUUUUUGCCAUAAGUUUCCUCGCUUCUGACAUUAUCAAUCCAGGGUUUCGCAGCAAUGAGACCAGGAGUCUUAAGUUCAAAAGAAAUAAAAGUAUCAGAUUAGAUAUUGGGAAUUGAGGAUUACAGAUUGCAACUUGUUAUAAGGAAUAAAACAUGUCGAGAUCGAAAUUCUAAUCUCUAAUUUGCAAUUCUCCAUUUCCAAUACUUGGUUUAACACGGGCUUAAUAUAUGGAAUUCCAAAUAAAUGCAACUCGAUCCGGCUUCUCUUCCAUUUAUUCUCGUACAUAUGUGUCCGUCGUAGCACAUGUUGUAUCUGUAAAUGACUUAGACUAUGGUCAUUUUUAUAAAUAAUUUUCUACAUCCACAAUAUAUCGUUACAAUAUCA
This is a messenger RNA of Odontomachus brunneus, 4314 nucleotides long. RefSeq names its product WASH complex subunit 4 (gene SWIP). Gene Ontology annotation, cellular component: endosome; WASH complex. Bases 282 to 3530 code for a protein of 1082 amino acids. NCBI's taxonomy places the organism in Eukaryota, Metazoa, Arthropoda, Insecta, Hymenoptera, Formicidae. The record is from RefSeq and is a predicted model, not a curated record. Gene Ontology annotation, biological process: endosome organization; endosomal transport. The transcript is spliced from 3 exons.